Messenger RNA from Pseudogymnoascus verrucosus, 1827 nucleotides. It is a transcript of the gene PDI1, whose product is annotated as protein disulfide-isomerase precursor. Gene Ontology annotation, molecular function: protein disulfide isomerase activity. The transcript is spliced from 3 exons. Gene Ontology annotation, cellular component: endoplasmic reticulum. Gene Ontology annotation, biological process: response to endoplasmic reticulum stress; protein folding. NCBI's taxonomy places the organism in Eukaryota, Fungi, Ascomycota, Leotiomycetes, Thelebolales, Thelebolaceae. The record is from RefSeq and is a predicted model, not a curated record. Bases 130 to 1698 code for a protein of 522 amino acids.
AUCACAUUCUCUUCUUUAUUUGUCUUGGUCAAAAGCAAGUUUGCAUAGCUUGCAAUUGGGUUCACAGCUAAGUCGAGAAGAAGACGACUAUCAAUACCCAACAGAUUAUCAAUAGAACGACCGCCCACAAUGUUCAACUUCAAGAACGUGGCCUUCGGCCUCAUCGGCGCUGCUGCCAUUGCCUCGGCGUCUGAUGUCCACGACCUCAAGACCGACACCUUCCCGGCUUUCAUUGCCGAGAACCCGCUUGUGCUUGCUGAGUUCUUUGCACCAUGGUGCGGACACUGCAAGGCUCUUGCACCAGAGUACGAGGAGGCCGCUACCUCCUUGAAGGAGAAGGAUAUCAAGCUGGUCAAGGUUGACUGCACAGAGGAGGCUGAGCUCUGCCAGUCCUACGGUGUUGAGGGUUACCCAACCCUCAAGGUCUUCCGCGGACCAGAGAGCGUUGCCCCAUACUCUGGCCCUCGCAAGGCUGAUGCGAUCACAUCUUACAUGAUCAAGCAAUCCCUACCAGCUGUGUCUGCUCUGGACACCGAGACUCUUGAGGAGUUCAAGACCGCCGAUAAGGUUGUCGUUGUUGCGUACGUUGAUGCCGAGGACAAGGCGUCUGCCGAGAUCUUCACCGCUAUUGCGGAGGCUCAGCGUGACAGCUUCCUCUUCGGUACCACCUCUGAUGCCGCCCUGGCCAAGGCCGAGGGUGUCACCGCCCCAGCCGUUGUCGUCUACAAGAAGUUCGACGAGGGCAAGAACACCUACACCGAGAAGUUCGUAUCCGAGGACAUUGAUACUUUCAUCAAGACCUCCGCCACCCCCCUUGUUGGUGAGGUCGGCCCAGAGACCUACGCCGGCUACAUGGAGGCCAAGAUCCCCCUUGCCUACAUCUUCGCCGAGACCCCUGAGGAGCGCACUGAGCUCGCUGAGCUCCUGAAGCCCCUUGCCGAGCAGUACAAGGGUGUCGUUAACUUCGCCACCAUUGACGCCAAGUCCUUCGGUGCCCACGCCGGUAACCUCAACCUGAAGGUUGACUCUUUCCCCGCAUUCGCCAUCCAGGAGGUCGCCAAGAACCAGAAGUUCCCCUUCGACCAGGAGAAGACCAUCACCCUCGCCGAUAUCACCACCUUCGUCAAGAGCUUCGUCGAUGGCAAGCUUGAGCCAAGCAUCAAGUCUGAGCCCAUCCCUGAGGUCCAGGAGGGUGUCACCGUUGUCGUUGCCCUGAACUACGAUGAGGUUGUCAUCAACAACGAGAAGGAUGUUCUCCUUGAGUUCUACGCCCCAUGGUGCGGUCACUGCAAGUCAUUGGCUCCCAAGUACGAUGAGCUUGCCGCCCUCUACGCCGCCGAUGCCGAUGUUUCCUCCAAGGUCACCAUCGCCAAGGUUGAUGCCACUGCCAACGACGUUCCCGAUGAGAUCCAGGGCUUCCCUACCAUCAAGCUCUUCCCCGCCGGCUCCAAGGAUGCCCCAAUCACCUACUCUGGAGCCCGUACCCUUGAGGACCUUGUUAAGUUUGUCGCCGAGAACGGCAAGUACAAGGCUUCCGUCGUUAUCCCAGAGCCAGUUGAGGAGGUUAAGGAGGCUGCCGAGGAGGCUGCUGAGGAGGCUGCUGAGGUUGUUGAGGAGGCCACUGAGGCCGUGAAGAGCAAGGCCGCCGAGGCAACUGAGGCCGUCAAGGAGGCUGCUGAGGAGCACGAUGAGUUGUAAGCGUGAUGGGGAAUGAAUCUUUUUAAUACCUGUAAUGUACAUAUGCCUUACGCUCGCGUGUGAACUUUGGAUUUGAGACGAAAGUAUGAUCUGCUACAAAAAUUGCAACGAAAUAAAUUAUACCUUGAC